AACCUGCUGUAAGGAAGCUCUGGGCUAGACUAGGACACACCCGCAUACUGUACCUCUCUGCCCCUCCUCCUUGCCUGCCCCGUUAUGCACAUUACGCCGGUGCACAGAGAGCUACGACAGACAGCAGCAGCCGGGAUUUAAGGAAUCAGAUGUGUGUUUGUCCUUUUCAUCUCAGCCACACAGACGCUGGAGUGCUAUCCUCACUUUGAGAAGGCUGUCGAGACUUCUGGGAACCUGAGGAACCACAGGGGUGAUUUAAAACUUUAACCUAGCAGUUGACCCACCCUGUAGCACGCUGUGACCCUCAGAGGUCUAUGGUGUCAAGCCCACUUUCGUGAGGAUUUCCCACCCAGUGGUGCCCCGCCCCCGUGAAAAGUGCAGGCCUUACCCUCCCCCAUAAUGACUGUGGCUACAGGCGACCCCUCAGAUGAGGCAGCAGCACACCCUGGUCUUCCUCAGGACUAUGACCCGGGAACGGAGCAGGAGUGCUGUGAGCGAGUGGUAAUCAACAUUUCGGGUCUGCGUUUCGAGACACAGCUCAAGACCCUCUCGCAGUUCCCCGAAACAUUACUAGGGGACCCCAAGAAGCGCAUGAGGUACUUUGACCCGCUCAGGAAUGAGUACUUUUUUGACAGAAGCCGCCCCAGCUUUGACGCCAUCCUCUAUUACUAUCAAUCGGGUGGAAGGUUGCGGCGCCCCGUCAAUGUCACUUUGGACGUUUUCUCAGAGGAGAUCCGCUUUUAUGAGCUUGGAGAGGAAGCGAUUGAGAUGUUUCGGGAGGAUGAGGGUUUUAUCAAGGAGGAGGAGAGGCCAUUGCCUGAAAAUGAGUUUCAGAAGCAGGUCUGGUUGCUCUUCGAGUAUCCAGAAAGUUCUGGACCGGCUAGGAUUAUAGCAAUCAUAUCUGUCAUGGUCAUCCUCAUCUCCAUCGUCAGCUUCUGCCUGGAAACCUUGCCCAUCUUCCACAGCGAUGAGGAGAUUCACAAAGUCCCAGUUGCUGUCACUAACUCCACAACCAUUUACACAUCCACCUACUUCACAGACCCUUUCUUCAUUCUAGAGACGCUAUGCAUCAUCUGGUUCUCCUUCGAGUUCUUGGUGCGCUUCUUUGCUUGCCCUAGUAAAGCCAACUUCUUUGUGAACAUAAUGAACAUGAUUGAUAUUGUGGCCAUCAUUCCGUACUUCAUCACGCUGGGAACGGAGUUGGCCGAGACAGCAGAAGAUGGGCAGCAAGGGCAACAAGCCAUGUCUCUCGCAAUUCUGAGGGUCAUCAGACUUGUACGAGUCUUCAGAAUCUUCAAACUCUCCCGCCACUCGAAGGGACUUCAGAUUCUUGGUCAGACCCUCAAAGCCAGCAUGAGAGAGUUAGGACUUCUCAUCUUUUUCCUCUUUAUCGGAGUCAUCCUCUUUUCCAGCGCAGUCUUCUUUGCAGAAGCUGACGAACCUGAGUCACAAUUUUAUAGUAUCCCCGAUGCGUUCUGGUGGGCUGUGGUUUCAAUGACGACUGUUGGCUAUGGAGAUAUGGUGCCCACAACCAUCGGAGGAAAAAUUGUUGGAUCCCUCUGUGCCAUUGCUGGUGUAUUGACCAUCGCCCUUCCUGUGCCCGUCAUCGUCUCCAACUUCAACUACUUCUACCAUCGAGAAACAGAAGGCGAGGAGCAGGCGCAGUAUCUCCAAGUUAACGUGCCUAAAGCCGAUUCACAAGAAGAGCUGAAGGGAAGUCGAAGUGGAUCCACCAUCAGCAAGUCGGACUACAUGGAAGUCCAAGGAGGUGUCAACAACAGCAACGAGGACUUUCAGGAAGAGAACCUCAAAACAGCCAAUUGCACUUUAGCAGAUACAAAUUAUGUUAAUAUCAAAAAAAUGCUGACAGAUGUCUAGUCAUCUGGGGAGCAGGUACCACUUGAAUUAUAAAAGGACUAGUAAGCCAUGUUCGAAGGAGGAUUGUGAGGUUGAACACCUCAGUUAUUGUCAUGAGUUUUCCAAUCUCCAAUUCUUCAUUGAAAGUCUAACUGUACAUCUAGGUCCAUCCACAAUCCAAGUAUUCAUCAAUGUUUGCAUGGUCGUCGUCUAUAUCAUCCAACACCUUAUCUGGAUCAGGAGCCAAGAAUUUAUAAGGAACUGGUACACAAUUAAACAGCACAUAUAUUUCUGUAUAUUCCAUAUAUUUCCAUCAACAUCUUACUCUCAAAGUCAAGCUUCGCCAAAGAAAUGUCAUCUGUGUGCUCUAUCUGCUGUUAAAAAGGUUUGGGGUCACAUGCAGUACAUGUAUAUGAGAUAAAGAAUAUUCACAGAAGUUUCAUCCACAAUCCUGCUGCUUGUUAAAGAACACCAAUAUUCACGUAGAUUCAAGACAGGUGUCUAUUAUUUUUGCGGUUUGUGGUAAUCAGGCUGGGAAUGUCAUUGAAAACUGCUUGCUUUUGUGUCGAUAGCUAUGUGUGGACCCAAACUAAGUAUGUAUGGACAGAACUUGUAUCUACUCCUUCAUGAUUAUCCUGCUGCAAAGCUUUUCAAGACAAGAUGAAUGUCUCUACAUAUCAUAUUUUAUGUUAUUUAUAGUCUGCAGCAUCUGGGUUCAAUGUCAUUCAGUGGCUUUUCUUUUCUCAUUUCAUGUCAGUUUUUAUUUGCAGUUCUUCAGGAAAAGGAACACACAAAAACAUAUUAACACAUUAAAUGAAUAAUAAGCAAAAUAACACCCUAGUGCCACAGAAAAAAAAAUGCUUUAUGUAUUUUUUGUAAGAGCAUACUGUUCAGUGUAUAUUCUGCUGGAAGCUGCAGAGGUUGGCCAAAAUGUAGUUGAUAUUCAAAUUACUUUGUCACUUAAUGAGCCAUAUUGUAGUUCACAUUAUAGUGUUGCAUGGCCUCAAAACCAAUCCUAAUGGCAUGGAUUUUAAGCUCAAGAGAAAGUGAUAUACAGAAACUAGUUCAGAAGCUAGAAUAUGACGACAAUAUGUAUCUUGGUCUGUAUAUAUACAUAUACAGUAUACAUCUAUUUUUAUCUGCAAAGUUUUAUUGUGAUCGAAAGGUGCUGUUUUCAGUUUCAGGUUUUGGUUUGUGAGUCAAAGUAUAAAAAGACACUCAGCAUUGCAUUUGGAUGGACAGUGUAGCAUUAGGGCAUUGAUUGUUGGGACUCUGAUUGUCUUAGCAUCAGGUGACCUUGAAAUCUAGACUUACAGGCUUACAAACGUAUCUUAUGAUGAAGAAACUCUAUAAUGACAAACCACAAUGAAUCGACAGAAAUAAACUAUGGAAGUCAAUACUGGCUUUCUACCAAUGGUAGAAACUUGGCUCCAACCACAGUUAUUGUGGCCUUUCGUUCAACUUAUAGCCAUUAUCAAGGCAGCAAAAACUCUUUUUUUUUAUUCUCGACUCUUUAGACACAAAAUCCUUAGACUCUAUAUGGAUUGACUGAUGAUUUUAUUAUUUGAAUGUGGAACAUGACUGUGUACCAUUAGAAGGUUUUUCACCCACAUCCAUUCCAAUCUCUCACCUGGGCUUGCAGGUGCCUUUGUCUUUGUCUCUUUUUUAAGCAGACUUUAUGUGCUGAUGCUGCUAAUUUAGAAGCAGAUACUGCUUUCACAGCUGCUGCUAAUUAUGUAUUCUUUUUAAAAUUAAGAAUAUAGACAGCAAUGCAACACGCACAAUUCGGGUUGGUUUAACAAAGUGUAUAAUCCUGAAUGUUAAACCAAUCUAUCCAAAUUGACGCCCCACAAUGCAUAGCCAGUGCCUAAGAAAUGUACUAAACUUCUUUUUGGAUGCUUUAAAGCUGAAGUGUGUCUUUUUUAUGUUAAAAACGGUCUGUAAUCCAUUUGUGGAUUAAUUUCCCCCGAAAGUGUGGCGCUUUCGAAUCACUGCUCUGAUGUAUAAGCAGCACAACACAGCAACAUUGGCUCAACCAGUGGACUUUAAAGCAAAACUAUCUGUCUGACACGUGGCAGACGGGGAGUGUUUGGAAGAUUUCUUUUGAAAAUCAUUUUUGUAAUUCCACUAGGGGAACAGAAAUGACCCACUUCAGGUCUAAUGCAGGCAAACAGCAGGUUUUCUAUGCAUGAUUUCAGACAGUAUGCUGUUGGUAAUUCGCAUGUCAUCCUAAACCAUAUACAUUAACAUUUUCACCCUAACUUUAUAUAUAAUGUGUGACCAUAACAUGUAUUGUGACCAUAACAUGUAUUGUGCUUUUGGUGCUAGACCUGGCAGUGUAAAAUGUCAGGGCUAUAACAGUACCUCUUUGAAGCCUUGUUUUUUCCCUCAUUGGACAGGCACAUCUGUGAAACACUUUUGCCUGGUGCACCAGUUUCUUGUAUCACAUUUGAUUUGUGUGUUGAUUUUCUAAAUGUCAUUUGAAAUGCUAAAUGAUGGCAUUGAAUGUCACAAAAUCAUUUGUUAGCAUCUCAUAAUCAGCCUAUAGUCACAGUUUAGAAAGGAUGUGUAUCAACUCAUGCAAUCUGUUUUUUUUUUUGGCCUUCACAGAAGUUUUUGUUUUAGAAUAAAAAUGAUGGGGAGGAAAGGCAAAUUCAGUCAAAACCAUAUAAUCAUAAAGUCAUUCUGUUUAUAUUAUUAAUUCAAUUUCAUUUCAAUUUAUCACACAGAUUUAGAGCAAUACAUUUUUAAAUUAAAUUAAAUGACUACUUUUCUCCUAUUCAAUGAGGGGAAAAAAUGUAGACUAGCACAAGUUCUGGAUCAUCAAAUGUUGGUGUUCUAAAACAGAAAAGAUCCAAUCCAUACUACAAGAUUGUUAAAACAAUGUAUAAAUAAGCAAUUUAGUUAUUGGCUAAUGUUAACCAAGAGUCAAAUGGCUAGAAAAGGAACAUCAUUUCAGAGGACACAUUAUUUAUUUUUUCUUUUCUUUUAUAAAUCAUACACCAUUAAUCCAGGACGAUUACUGAGUAAAUAUGUAGAUUUCAUGUUAAAGCGUAAAUGCACUGUUUAAAAUACAGUGAAGUUGUACCUGUGAACCAGUGAACUGUUGUACUAUGCUUUAAUUGCCUUUGGCCUUAUGAGUACAUGACUAGGUUGCAGUGAUUGAGACGAGUCCUGUAUCUGUCCAUCCCAAGUUGUUGAGCCUGCAAAGAAAGUCUCUCUUAUUGCUUAAUUAUGCAAUACAGUGUUAUAUGUGUGUGUGUGUGUUGGCAUGUGUGUAUAUCCAUAAAGCUCUUCAGACCCUAUAGCCUGUGCUCAACAGUCAGACCAAGGGAUGUCUAGACUUAUACAAAAAUUUCAAUUGGCAGAGAGUUGUAUGAGUCAGUUUCACCCCAUUCUGGCUGUAAAGGACAAGCCCCAAGACAAUGAACGUUUUACACUCCUGUUAGUGUGAUCCAGUAUGUAAUAUUCACUCUACAAAGCAGCCAUGUUUUUUUAGGAUGUAACCACUGAAAAACAGUAUGUUCAGUGUUACUGGAUAUAAAAAAGCACUUUACAAGCACCAGUGGACAAUCUAUGGAUUGAGUCAUGCAUAUAUCCCUUCCAAAUGAUCAAUACUGCAAAUACAACAAAAAGAUGAUAUAUGAAACCCAA
Messenger RNA from Carassius gibelio (silver crucian carp), 5511 nucleotides. Its product is annotated as potassium voltage-gated channel subfamily A member 2-like. Gene Ontology annotation, biological process: protein homooligomerization; potassium ion transmembrane transport. The transcript is spliced from 2 exons. Gene Ontology annotation, cellular component: axon terminus; voltage-gated potassium channel complex; membrane. Gene Ontology annotation, molecular function: protein binding; delayed rectifier potassium channel activity. The record is from RefSeq and is a predicted model, not a curated record. The coding region runs from base 400 to 1878 and encodes 492 amino acids. NCBI's taxonomy places the organism in Eukaryota, Metazoa, Chordata, Actinopteri, Cypriniformes, Cyprinidae.